AUGAGCCGCUACAGCACCGCGGCUGCCGCCGACGCCGAGAUCACCAUGGCGCGCACCACCACCGGCUCAAGUUCCAUGCUUUGGCGCAUCUUGGCAUCAUUCAAGGACGACGACAACGACGCUGCGCUGCCCAUGGGCAACGUUGCCGGACAUCUCGACCGACGCCACGAUGGCUCCGUGUGCCAUCUAGAGCCAUUGCGCCUCGCCGCAUCACUGCGUUCUUUAUACCGAACGACAGCAUGGCGCCAGCCGUGCGCGAUGCCGGCCACGGCAAUGGACCAAACUGGCACACGCUUCAACACAACGGCCGCGACCGGUGCGUAG
Saprolegnia parasitica CBS 223.65 is the source of this 324-nucleotide messenger RNA. RefSeq lists its product as hypothetical. The transcript has a single exon. Bases 1 to 324 code for a protein of 107 amino acids. The record is from RefSeq and is a predicted model, not a curated record. NCBI's taxonomy places the organism in Eukaryota, Oomycota, Saprolegniomycetes, Saprolegniales, Saprolegniaceae.